GAGCUCAACCCUCAAGCCAAGCCAUCUGCUUCCUCUGUCGUCUCUAACCCUCACUUUCUCUCUCUCCCUCUAGUUUCUCUGCGAGUCCGUACUAUUUUUCUUUGGACCAUAUUGCCCCUGUGCUAUACCAAUUAUUACCUACGUUCUUUGUAUAGUUUACAGGCUUUUUUUUCUUUUCUUGCUUUUUUAUUUCUUUAUUAUUUUGGUUUUUGUGGGUUUGUUUUUUUUUGUGUAAUUGAGUGUGUGGUUCUUGUGUUUCUUGCAAAAACCCUAAGCUGUACUGGGGCUAGUUUUGCAGAGUUGUGAUUAUGCGGAAGGAGUAGCAGAGGUUCGUGAUCUGAGGUAAGAGAAUUUUUAGGGUCUCCCCCGUUGGGAUUUUUAUCAGGAUCGUCUCCACUUUCAGUGUCUUUGACGGGUGCUUCCUUGGUUAUGAAUUGGGCUACGGCUUCCAUUUUUGAAUUAUUGUAAAAUUAAGGUAGAGACGAUGAUUCUUACCAAGACGUAUCGUUGCAUACACUCAGCAAGCUGCCAAUGUACAAAAGGGCAUCUGAGUGAAGAAGCGAUCUACAUAGUAUUUGAUAGGUUGAAUUGGAAUCCUAAGUUGAUUGCUACUCUAUCCUGUGUUUGUAAGUGGUUUGAUGAUCUUGCAAAGCGGGUGUUAUGGAAGCAAUUUUGCCACACAAGAGCGCCAAAGAUGAUGAAUGAUCUGCAAUCUGGUGGGAGUCACAAUGUAGAUGGAAACUGGAGGGCGCUAGCGAAACUACUUAUUUACUGUUCAGGGUGUCAAAGAGGCGGUCUAUUUAACAACAUUCAAAUUCCUGGUCACUUUGUUCAUAAGACCCGAUUUUCCAAGACAUCAGGGAAGAGCUUUCUAUUGCCACAAUGCAGAACAGAUGAAUUGUAUGUUUCUGAUCCUUGUGAACAUCUUAACCAAGGGGAGGAUGGGGAUUUGGGUUUUUUCCGUGGAGUUUUCAAGGCGUUCUCAAUGUCAAAGGUUCGAAAGAUGCUGAUAAAGAGGAUGGCUGAGUUUCAUCCAACAGAGGUGUGCCCUUAUUGUAAGGCAAAGUUGUGGAACAUGCUGCAAGCUAAAAUGAUUUCACAGCGUGCCAGCACCAGGUUGGGUGCUUACGAGGAUUGCAUUGAGUAUUAUGUUUGCCUCAAUGGGCACAUGCUCGGCAUAUGCACUCUUUUGCCUUUGUCUGAUUCAGAAGAGACAUCUGAUGUAUCUGAGGUGGAGUGAGGGAGAGGAUGCAAAGAAGAUUUUAUCUCAUUUGGUUCGUAAGUUGGAUUGUCAGAUGUGCCGUUGGAAUCGAUAACUUCUGUCCAGCGGAUGUUGAAAUUUAACCUUUAAAAUUUGAUCCAAAACUACAAGCUCGCAGUCAUGUCAUGUCCAUAUUUUUAAUUGGGGUUGAAGCUGUUGCUGACGAUUAUGUUUGGGUUAUCCCAUACACGGGAAAAGGUUGUAACCAAGAAUUAUGUGAUCUCGUAUACAGUAUGUAUGGCAUAUAUGUGUGUCAAAUUAAUUUGUGCAAUAAUAUAUAUAUAUAUAUA
Humulus lupulus (European hop) is the source of this 1551-nucleotide messenger RNA. Its product is annotated as EID1-like F-box protein 2. Gene Ontology annotation, molecular function: protein binding. Bases 485 to 1240 code for a protein of 251 amino acids. The transcript has 3 exons. Lineage: Eukaryota; Viridiplantae; Streptophyta; Magnoliopsida; Rosales; Cannabaceae. The record is from RefSeq and is a predicted model, not a curated record.